Molecule: messenger RNA, 2693 nt
Organism: Amphiprion ocellaris (clown anemonefish)
Lineage: Eukaryota; Metazoa; Chordata; Actinopteri; Pomacentridae
Gene: ttll10
Product: tubulin tyrosine ligase-like family, member 10
Exons: 13
Coding region: 340-2496 (718 amino acids)
Biological process (GO): protein modification process
Source: RefSeq, a predicted model, not a curated record
AUUGUGACAGACUGUGGCUAACUGUAGAGGGCCAAACUGCAGAUAGAACAUGUGAUUUCACCUCAGUCAAGUGUGUCCUAUAGUGUGUGGGUUUACUGUUUGUCUUGGCCCUGCAGUUGGACUACAAGGUUGAGUACACAAGGUGGAGGAAGAAUAGGCUGGGAAGGUUUCAUGGAGUCUGGCUGUCCGUGUGUGUGAUGCCUGAGUUGCAGUAGGUUGACGCUUCAGACUGAUCAGAUCCUGUUGCUACAAAGAAUCAAGCUCUUCUCUGGAUCACUGCAGAGCAAAAGAGGUGUACCUAUCAUCCCACAACCCAGCAUUUUACACCAGUGCAAGGUCAUGCUGUCUGAAUGCAGGGUGGAACCCAGCAGUGAUGGACAAGCAGGGGAGACCAGACUAAAGGGGCAACAAGGUAAAGAAAAGGAAAAAGAGGAGGCAGCUGUUCCCUGUGGAGACAGCCAACCUGCAGGCAGCCUGAGGCAGGUGGAGUCAGGAACAAAGCAGUCUUCAUCAGCUGACCUUAUUGGCAAUAUGACAACAUUAGAUGGUGGAGUGGAGCAGAGGGAUAAGACACAGACUCUGGAAGACAGAAAGAGAUUUUCCCACUUGAUUGUCAACCAGGAGAGCCAAUGUGGAGUUUCAGCAUCAGAUGUGUGUGUGGUGGAGCAACAUCUCCAGAAGUCCAAACCAAGGGGCUUACCAACGUGCUCCUACCCAGACAGAGGCAGGAAGAGGCAGGUAGAGGAGCCCCGGGGAACUGGGCCUUUCUACUUUUUUGGAGGAACAAACGGGGCUGAAAUAGUGAGCAAUUACUGUGAGAGCAGAGGAUGGAAGAGGACUUACGACAAGCACAGGGACGAUGUCAAACUCAAGUGGUGCGAGACCAAGUCAUCAGCCAACUACAGUAACUUCAGAGAAGGUAAACAGUUGGUGUACCAGAUUCCUAACAACAAGGUGCUCACCACUAAGAUUGGCCUCCUCAGCAGUCUGAGAGAGUAUGAGCGAGUGAGCAGCAAAGUCAAACAUGGUCAAGGACUUAGGAGGCUAAGCAUGGAAGACUUCAUUCCCACUACCUACCGCAUGGAUCUAAGGGAUGAGAGGGAGGCUUUCUUUGCCCAACAGGAGGGUGUGAGCAACAAUGAGAGUCGUAUGUGGAUCUGUAAGCCUACAGGGAUGAACCAGGGCAAAGGGAUCUUUCUUCUGAAGAACCAGGAGGAUGUAUCUGCCUUCAGACUGAAGCUGCAGCACAUGGAGGACUGCCAGGCCAACGGGAAAGUGUAUCACCGCCAGACUCAGGCUCACAUUGUCCAACAUUACAUCCAGAGGCCGCUGCUCCUGAACAGAAAGAAGUUUGAUGUGCGCUCUUACCUCCUGAUCGCCUGCACUGCUCCUUACAUGGUCUUUUUCCGUCAUGGAUAUGUGCGACUGACCUGCGACCUCUAUGACCCCAGCUCCAGCAACCUCAGUGCCCACCUGACCAAUCAGUACAUGCAGAAGAAAAACCCUCUGUACAGCCAGCUGAAGGAGGACACAGUGUGGUCCAUGGAGAGCUUCAACACCUACGUCAACGACAAGUUUCAGGUUGCCAAGCGUCUGCCCAGGGACUGGGUGCUGGGCGCCUUUGCAAAGCGCAUGCAGCACAUCAUGACCCAGUGCUUCUUUGCAGUUAAGUCAAAGUUAGACUGCCGCCUGGGAUUCUUUGACUUGAUUGGCUGCGACUUCAUGGUGGACGAGGACUUUAAGGUGUGGCUGCUGGAGAUGAACUGUAAUCCAGCUCUCCAUACCAACUGUGAGGUGCUGAAGGAGGUGAUACCCAGCACUGUUGUGGAGACACUUGAUUUAACUCUGGAGAUCUUCAACAAGUGUCGUCUCAGGCAGAGAAUCCUUCCCUUGGCCAGUCAGAGAGAGUUUGUGCUGCUGUAUAAAAGUGCUUCAACUCCUGAUUGUGUAUUGGCCUGCAGCAAGAGUAACACAAACACUGAGUUCCACCAAAAAAACACCAAAAAGACCCAAAAGUCUGAACCCAGAAUGUAUAAGUCUGGGACAGAGGGCAACAGUGUGGCAUCCCCUGCUAUUUCUGUGAAUGUUUUAUCGAACGGUGGAGGAAGGUCUGGUCCAAGGUCUAGCUGCCGUCACAGCAGCUCCAUUGCCACCUCACCUCUCCAUCAAAACAUUUCAGCAGUGCAGGGAUGUUCCCAUUUACACAGCAGCAGCAACGACAUGCAGACUGUCAGGAGUAAGAGCACCAGGCCUCAGGUUGAACUCAAGCUGGGCAAAUGUACUUUACCUCAUCAUUUAAAGGAUGUCGAUGACAUGAAGCACCCUAAGACUCAGCAGAAGAUGAGGAUCGUCACGUCUGAGUCCAGUCUCUUUUGUGACUCUCCUGAUACACCAUCGCCUGGACCUACCAGACCUGCUGGGUUUAUAGCUGAACAUGAAGAAGAGUGCAAAGGGGGCACAAAGACAUUAGAGUUCAAAACAAAAGAGGAAUUGUGAUCUAAGCUUUGUUUUAAAAAUGAGAAGUGCGAGAAAAUGCCAAAUGUUACCAUAAAGAUGUGUUUAUCUUGAACAAAAUCAACUGGUUUCAGUGAUUUUUCAUCCUGUAAAGAAUCCGUCAGAAAGAGGGCCUUUAAUUUGAAUUUUAAACAUGUCUUUUGUUUCUGUUUUCUGAAAUUAAAUUAAUUUAACCUUCA